AUGCGAGCCUUCAAGGUGUUGCUGGCAUGCCUGCCUCUUGCGAUGGCGGGGGAACUCUCGGCCUUGAACAUGCAACUGGAAGCCCUGCGUGCGGAGGUGCAGGCCCAGAAUGACUUGAUCAGCGACCAGGCCUCCAAGUUGGACUCAUACGCUCAAUCGCGACGUCUUCAGACUUGGGUCACCCAGACGGACUACGACACUGCGGUUGCACAGCUGAAGGCCGAUGAUUACAGCCUCGGCGGAGCCAUGGAUUCAGCUUGGCUCUGCCUUUGUGGCGCCCUGGUUAUGUUCAUGCAUGCAGGCUUCGCUAUGUUGGAGACGGGAUCCUGCAGAGCAAAGAAUGCCUCAAACGUACUCAUGAAGAACCUCGUGAACGUCACCUUCGGUACCAUCGGCUGGUGGGUCUUCGGCUGGGCAUUCGCGUAUGGGACCCUUGCUGGAGGCUUCAUCGGCACCGACGGUUUCUUCGGCAUCGGGUUCUACACGAAGGAUGCCAACGAUGUCAUCACGCCUAACAGCUGUGAUGCGGAUGGAUGCCAGAGCACUAUGCUCAGCUGGUUCUUUCAGUGGGCUUUCUGCACUGCUGGUGCCACAAUCGUGAGCGGUGGUGUCGCAGAGCGUGUGAAGAGCCCUACCUAUGCGGCUUACGCUUUCGUCAUGACGAGCUUCAUCUACCCCGUUGUAGUGGCCUGGACAUGGAAUUAUGGCUGGCUGGAUACCAUCUUCGAUGUGGGUUACAUGGACUUUGCCGGCAGCGGCAUCGUUCACUUGACUGGAGGUGUCAGUGCCCUCGCUGGAACCAUCGUCCUUGGUCCUCGUAAGGGCCGCUUCGAGAACCCGGAGGAGUUCGAGUCUCACAAUUUGCCUUUGGUGGUAUUGGGCACCUUUGCGCUGUGGUUCGGCUGGUAUGGCUUCAACCCGGGUUCCACCCUCGGCAUGCACACCGGUGACACCGGGGCAAUGGCUGCCCAGGUGGCCAUGAACACGACCAUUUCAGCCGCUACAGGAGGCCUGACGGUCUUCAUGCUCCGCUAUGGUAUCUACAAGAAGUACGACGUCGGUGGCCUUUGCAACGGCAUUCUCGCCGGCCUUGUCUCCAUCACGGCCCCCUGCGGCAAUGUGGAGUGUGGCAGCGCCUUUGCCAUUGGCUUCAUCGGAGCCCUUGUCUACCAGGCAGCUUCCAUGUUCCUCCAGAAGAUGAAGAUUGAUGAUCCCGUGGAUGCGAGCCCUGUUCACGGCUUCUGCGGUGUUUGGGGCUUGCUCGCAGCAGCCCUUUUCGACUGGGGCAAGGGCUUCGACCACUACCAUGCCUGGUUUGGAUUCAGCUGCAAGCCGGUCAGCGACGCCGACCCGAGCUGCAUGACUGGUAUCGGAGGUAGGGCUAUUGCUGCACAGGCGAUCAUGGCGCUGGUGAUCAUCGCUUGGGCGGGAACUCUUUCCGGCCUUGCCUUCUUCGUGCUGAAGAUGACAGGCAAGCUGCGCAUUGACGAAGAAACUGAGGAGACCGGCAUGGAUCUGAAGCAGCACUCUCCUCCAAAGGCCUAUGCGAUUGGCCUCAACUUUCAAGUGGUCCUGGACAGCCACUUGGUGCUGGCACAGGGCUUCAGCUGUUUGCCAUGGACUAUGGAUGUCAAGGUGUCCCGGGUCUGGGGGGUGCUGAAGUUCCAUUUCUUAAUUUUCAUGGUUGUGGGUCCGCGGAGCUGUGAAGAUCUCUCAGCCUACGAUGCCCUUGAUUCGUCGGGCGACUCCUUUUGCCAGGAUGUUUCCUCCUACGCAGGCCCCUCGGAAGGGCUCCACGACUGCAAGGCAAAGUGCGACCGCGACGGCGGGUGCAAGUUUUUCAGCAUCUGGAUGACCGGUGGUCAGCACUGGUGCCGCUUGACUGCGAGCUGUGUGGGGCUGAGUCACCAGCCCGGCCACACCAUCGGUGUCUACAAGAGGCAUCAGAUGGCAUUACCUGGAUCACCCUUCGAGGUCUCGCAGCCAGUAGCGUUGCCCUUCGCAGACUUCGACGCCUUCAAAGGGGUCAACGGAACCAGCUGCGAUGCUUACCCCGCGUGCCGCGCGGCAGGUCUUGCCGGCACGUGCUGUCCCAAUCAUGAGAAGGUGACGCUGUCCUGCUGCAACGGCCCGCCUCCGGCGCUACCGGGCCACGAGGUCACACCUGUUGUGCCACGCCGUGACCCUCCGAGUUUGACAGCACGGUGA
Messenger RNA from Symbiodinium sp. CCMP2592, 2208 nucleotides. The record is from the annotation of a GenBank genome assembly. NCBI's taxonomy places the organism in Eukaryota, Dinophyceae, Suessiales, Symbiodiniaceae.